AUUAUGUGCGCCUUUUUAGUACUAUGACUGUUACCCUUUUUAGACUGAUCUAUUGGGUCAGAUAAUCAAAACUGAUGACCAGAUAAUUGCCUCAGCAUAUUUCAAAAGUAGACAUGGCUUUUUUUGUUGUGAAUGAAAUGUGUAUGUGUUUGGUCACCCAUUUCAUCACAAAGGAUGCACAAAGUUGGCAGGCCUCUGAGCCUGGGUUUUGUUAUGCAUGGCAUUGGAUUUGGUCUGAGAUGUAGGUGAGAGAAGGAAUAGGAGAGUAUUGUAAACUACAAUAGUUGUAAAGCGUGCAGAUUUUUCUUAACCAUGACAUUUUAAUAUUUCAUCAUCAUUGCAUGACUAUCAGCACUCAAGGCUCUUUUACACCGGGCUGGGCCUCAAAUCUGUGAUCACACAUUUUGUUGUCAUUUUCUUUAACAAGGUGAUUCGGUUACACUUUGUGCUGGGCUAAUCACCUGGGUGGGUACUAGGGCUGCGUGAUAUUGGGUUGGGGGAACUGUCAUUGCAGUAUUUUGCUGUGAUUUCAAAAUACCAGAAUUUUCAUCAGAAGCCAGCAUGUCAUAUAAAUGAUGUCAUCAGUGUAUUACAGAUUGGAGUGAAAUAAAUGAUAAUGAGGAGUUGGAAAUGUAAUGGAAAAUGAGAACCCUGUGAACUUUCCUUUUGUAGCAAGCAGGUUGUAGCAUGUCGUUAAAACGAUAAAUUGUGCAGCCCUAGUGAAUAGGUAGCCUUAGACUCUUCUUUACAUAAACCCCAAAUGUGGAGUACAUGUAGAAAAUUGUACCAGGAGACCCUCCAUUGUUUCUUUUGUGAUUUGUGUAUACUAUCAACACUAACACUGCAUGAAACAUCACCACCACCGUCAUCUCACAACCUCCCGAGAUUCCUGUAUAUAUUCACGGGUGCUGUUGUGUGAUGGGAAACGUACAGAUACUCGAUCAAGCAGGGUACCACACAGAUAGUACCAUGCUUGUCCACACUAUCCGGUGGAAAAGCCCCUUCAGUGUAGCCACAUUCCAGAGCUCAUCAAUACAGAUACACUUUAGGUACGCUGAGUGUCUUUGUGUGUGUUUGUGUGUUGUGUUCUGGGUAUGUUGGAAAUCCAUGUCUCCUUUGCAAAUAUGCUGUAAACUAUUAGAGAAUCCUUGGUCUUGUGUAAAAGAGGGCUAUCAGUCAACACAGCAGUCUAAUCAGUCUGAUAAAACAGUUACAACUUUUGAUUUGGUAGCAAAACUGUCCUAAAGUUUGGCAUUGAACACACUGUUUAUAUGAAUUACACUUAAGUUGUGUGGUUUGUGCAGGAUCGUCCUUCCUCUUACAGAAUACCAGUGUAAGUCCAAAAGCCUUCAAGGAAAACACCUCCGGUUUCAGUUCGUAUUAUAGUGUUUUGUGCUGGUAUGGAUUUUGUUGAACUAUGUUGACAAUCUUGUUGGAAUCCAUGCAGUCAUAACUGUACAUGUUUUGAAAUGUGUGCUGUGCAGGCCUACAGUAAAACCCCUGAGCUUGCUUCAUCACUGUCAAAACUGAACCAAAGGGCUUCUCUGCAUCUUCUCAGUUAACUCCCUGGCUAAUAUGCAUAAGUUGUGGCAGCACAGAGGCAGCGAGCUCUGGCAAUCAUGUGUCGAGUCUAUGUGGGGUCCAUCUAUUACGAACUUGGCGAGGACACCAUUCGGCAGGCCUUUGCUCCGUUCGGUCCCAUCAAGAGCAUUGACAUGUCCUGGGACUCUGUCACCAUGAAGCACAAGGGCUUUGCCUUUGUGGAGUAUGAGGUGCCCGAAGCUGCUCAGCUGGCCCUGGAGCAAAUGAACUCAGUCAUGCUGGGUGGGAGGAACAUCAAGGUGGGGCGGCCAGGUAACAUCGGACAGGCACAACCCAUCAUCGACCAAUUGGCAGAGGAGGCGCGCGCAUACAACCGCAUCUAUGUAGCCUCAGUGCACCCGGACCUGUCUGAUGACGACAUCAAGAGCGUCUUCGAGGCCUUCGGGAAGAUUAAAAGCUGCAUGCUGGCCCGAGAGCCCACCACAGGAAAGCACAAGGGCUACUGCUUUAUCGAAUACGACAAGCCUCAGUCAGCGGUUGAUGCAGUGUCCUCCAUGAACCUUUUUGAUCUUGGAGGUCAGUACCUGAGGGUUGGGAAGGCUGUGACUCCUCCAAUGCCCCUGUUAACCCCCACAACACCUGGAGGUUUGCCUCCUGCUGCAGCUGUUGCGGCUGCAGCUGCCACCGCUAAAAUCACAGCUCAGGAGGCAUUGGUGACUCCCGCCCAGCUCCUCAGCCAGCAAAUGGGCCUUCCUCAGGCAGUACUGGCGGCCCAGGCCCCGGGCUUAAUUACAGGUGUGACACCUGUUCGACCAACCUUGCCCAUGGUUCCUCAGGUAGGCCUGGUAAACCCUGUGCUGGCCUCACCACCGGUCACAUCCAGCACAUCCACAGGGACACCAACAACCACCACACAACAGCCACCUGCUGAGCCUAAAAAGGAAACUGAAGAGAAGAAGCGGGAGGAGAAUGCUGCCUGGGUUGAUGGUCUGGGAAAGGAGAGCGCAAAUGAACAACAGCCAGUUGGAGGAAGUGGAAGCAAAAAUGCAGCCGCACUAUCUGGGUCCACAGUAAUGGUGUUGCGCAACAUGGUGGGACCUGAGGACAUCGACGAUGACCUGGAGGGGGAAGUGACGGAGGAAUGCGGAAAAUUUGGCGCUGUGAACCGAGUCAUCAUCUACCAGGAACGACAGGGGGAAGAGGAUGAUGCCGAGAUCAUCGUGAAGAUAUUUGUGGAGUUCUCCGACAGUGAAGAAAUGAACAAGGCCAUUCAGGCCCUUAACAACCGGUGGUUUGCAGGCCGUAAAGUUGUGGCCGAGGUCUACGAUCAGCAGCGGUUCAAUAAUAGUGACCUCUCUGCAUAGGACUGUCCCAAAAAUGACCACCAGCCCUUUCUUCACCUGCUCAGACUCACUCAGCCUCCAUCACUGCUGCUAGAGUUUUGGGCCUCUUUUAAACUUGUAAUUAUUUUUUUAUUGAUGUCGAUAAUAAUAAUAUUGGGGACAGUCCCUUUGGUGGGAUUCGGCUUAGGAAAAUGCGCCUCAUGGAUUUUUUUUUUUUUCUUUGUCAUCACCUACUGUGAAAGACUUGUUUAUUUUUUAUGGUUAAUGUCUGCAGGUUGUUUUCUAAUUUGUCCAAAUUCAGCUCCCUCACUGCACCCCUGAUGCCCUUGUCCAACUACACAAGAUGCUUUUCCCUUUCUUUCUGUUAGGUUUUUUUUUUUUAUGAACAGUUUUUACAUCACUAAUUCUGUUUAGAUUCUGAACAUUUGUGUUGGAGUCAUUGGUUCUGAAUUCAAUACAAUAAAUUCUUCAAAUAUGCCACA
This is a messenger RNA of Astyanax mexicanus (Mexican tetra), 3367 nucleotides long. RefSeq names its product poly-U binding splicing factor b (gene puf60b). Gene Ontology annotation, molecular function: RNA binding. The record is from RefSeq and is a predicted model, not a curated record. Gene Ontology annotation, cellular component: catalytic step 2 spliceosome; precatalytic spliceosome. Lineage: Eukaryota; Metazoa; Chordata; Actinopteri; Characiformes; Acestrorhamphidae. The transcript is spliced from 8 exons. The coding region runs from base 1620 to 2906 and encodes 428 amino acids. Gene Ontology annotation, biological process: regulation of alternative mRNA splicing, via spliceosome; alternative mRNA splicing, via spliceosome; mRNA splice site recognition.